Molecule: messenger RNA, 2884 nt
Organism: Solanum tuberosum (potato)
Lineage: Eukaryota; Viridiplantae; Streptophyta; Magnoliopsida; Solanales; Solanaceae
Exons: 2
Coding region: 850-1395 (181 amino acids)
Source: RefSeq, a predicted model, not a curated record
UUCUCUGCAAAAAUGACAAUAAUUGAAAAUAAGAAUAGCUACAACAGAACUCAAUUAAUUACCAGUACUAACUAUACUAAUAUAAGAAAAUAGUAUGAGACAACCAAUAAAAGAAAGAUGUGACAUUUAGUACUCCAGAUGAGAUGAACAUAUUAGGUGAAAACCAAAAUUAAUUCAUUUUCAAGAAGAUGUUGAAGUAUUGUGGCUUGAAGAUAAUAAACAAGAAUAAUGAACAUUUUCUUUUCCUGAAUCAGCCCCAAUCAGAUAGUACAAAGAACAAAUAUGGAAAAAGACAACACAUAUGACAAAAACGACAUUGCAAUUUGCCAAGCAUUAUUUUAAGAUAAUCCACCAAAACUACAUUACCUAUUCCUAAAAGCAAAAGAAGUUUUGUAUAUCUGCAUAGUAGAUUCCGUCAAUUCAUCAUUGAAAGGUACAAACUUUGGCCUUCCCUGAGAACAGGGGAAAAAUCACCAUCAGCAAGUUAGUAAUAUUCUCCUCCAACCCUCCAUCCAACACUCCAACAGCUUUCACAAGAUUUAAACAAUUAUCUAAAGGGGUGAGGGGUAAUGGGAGCAUUGAGUCAAUACUUGUGAUCUUCGAAGCCUUUGAAUUUCCUUCUCAGACAAAUCAUGUUUUCCUAGACGGUACCUUGACUGUUGGACUAAUUUGGUUCAACAAGAUCAGUAUAAGAGUUAUGAGUAAUAAUAUUUUUACCUAUAUGACUGUGACUUUUCUGGGAAUCUACCUGAUCCAUCUGUUCUUGAGGUGUCUUAGGUCUCUCCUCAUUGUUUGUAUUGUUUUUGUUAUUCUUCUUUUUUUGAGUUUGCCACUGUUCUUCCUGGUGAUAUGGCUCUUCUUCUUGGUAAUGAUGCUGCCUUGAGUCUAUCUGUGAUGUUGUAUUAUUUUUUCCUGUCAGUCGACUACAUAUCAAUUUCAGGACUCUUUGUGUGGACUUUGCAGGUUAUAUACUUAAUGGAUAAAAGUUGGAUAAAUAUAUUGAAUAGGCUUGAUCCUUUAUAUGAGAAUGGAGCCAAAGAGUUUCUUCAUUUUGCAUCAUUAGAUAGGCCAGAUGCAUCUGCAAUAUUGUGUCCAUGUCGAAAGUGUCGUAAUAUGAAAUUUGUUCGAAAAGAUUUGAUUGUUGAACAUAUUGUGGUUGAUGGAUUUCUAACUAGUUACACUAGUUGGAUUUAUCAUGGUGAGGAGCUAUUUUCAUCAAAAUUGGUCAAUCAGUUAGAUAAAGGUGAUGAGAUGCAAGACAUGUUACAUGAAGCAUUUGGAAUUCCUCCUACAUCUAAUUUUGUUGAUAUGGACACUAGUGCUGAAGGAUUUGAUGGGUCAAAUCAACAUAACAUGGGUUUUGAUAAGAAGACUGAAGAACAUGGGUUACAAUAAUGAACAUAUUUUUUCAUUAAGUAGUUUCUGGUUUCUGCCUUUUUUGGGAACUGCGAGUUUUUUUUUUUGGGAUAUGAGUCUUUUAACUAUCAGAAAUACUUACAAAGAGAUAAAAGAAAUUUAGAGUUUUUGGCUAAAAACAUCUCUCAACUAUACCCCAAACUUAAAGUACAUCCUUGUAAUAUCAUAGUGAACAAGGAACAUCCUUCAACUAUUGAAAAUCUAGCAAGUUUCACCCUUCUGUCAAGAACUGCUUGAAAUCUAAUAGAGCAUUUUGAAAGUCAUGUGAUACUACUAUAGUUUCCCUAUUUGCAACUAGGUUCUUUUUUUUAAUCAUAGUCAAUCUUCUUCCUCCUUAAGUUGGUUAACCGGUAGAUUCAACAUCGAUCAUCUCUAAAUAUUAGUACUUCGUCUUUCUGCUGACGCCAUUGAGUGCUCACAGUGAAAGAGCAGAAACAAAAUGAAAGAUAGAAAAUAGGAGAUUUUGUAAAUAUGUAUUAUAAUGUGAAUGAAACGAGAAAUAUGUUAGUAGCAUUACCAGAUGAAAUAUGCACAAGAUGUAAUUGGAUUGACAUUUCUGACACUUUUAUGAUUUUUUUUUUUUUUGCCAAAGCAUAUACAUAUACAUUAGCAUAAUAACAAUAAGUUGUUAGCUCUUAGCUAAAUUUUGAUUGCUAAAAAUAAAGAACCAAAUUGAGAGGGAAAAUAUUUCCUGUUUUUGUAGAAUAUGGACACUGUUACCUUCAUUGGUUUUGGAUCAUUAUCGAAAAAAACUAACUAUACUUGCUAUUGCCUUUAAUUUACCUUAUUCUAAUUAAGAGUAAAGACAGUCUGAACAACACAUAUACCGCAUAUGAAAACAAUCAUGAGUUAAAAUUCAUAUUUCUGAGAAAUGAGAGAAUGUGAAGUGUUCAAAUCUGAGGAGGUUUUUAGUGAAUUUCACCCACUCCGUUAGAUUUUUAACGGUCUUUAACUAAUGGAUGGGAUUUGUUAAUGUUUAGAUAUUUGAAGGAUGUUUUUUGUUAACUAUGAUAUUACAAGGAUGUGCUUUUAAGUUUAUAGUAUAGAUCUCGUAAGUGGUACAAUAGUUAUUUAAAAUGACUCGACCUAGGAGAGGAUUAUUGGAUUGUUGGAUAUACUCUUAUUGAGAUUUCUCUUAAAGAUUCAAGUUUGAACCAGACUAUAAACAAUUUCUUUGGACUAUGAUGUUUACAGAACUUCUAUUGUUGUUCUGCUUUUAAUGUUUGAACUGCCACAGAGUAACUAGGAAAGUCAUGUCUCUUUCCUAUGGGGAAGUAUCAAGCAGGAUACCAAAAUUCUGGUAUUGUGUUGCUUCGACUCUUAAAGAUAUGUUUGUUUGUUUUGUUGAAGCAAGCAUAUAUCUUCUUUUUUUUAUUUUCCUUCUGGAAAAAUUGGCACACUUAUGUAUUCAAUGAAAUGUUAAGUUUUGUAUUUCGUAAAGUAUCAAAAUAAUCAAUUUAAUGUUUUU